CCUGUCUUCCCCACACAACUUGAAAUACUGCUGAAGGAGUACGAUGCUAAAACCUAGGGGGUUUCUAUUUAUUAGAAAUGUUCUGCUAACAAUACAAACCUCCAGACGGCUCGCUAAAUUGCUGGACAGUUCACCCAUUCGAGAUGCCCUCACCAACGCCGGCUUCGACUUUGAAGAACCGUCCGCAGCCGUUCCUCCUCCUAAGCUCACGAAGAAGAAACUUCGAAAGACAGCCACCGAGCUUCAGAAAUCAUUCAAUCACAUUCUCAGCACCAGCACAAUUGUACCAACCUCGCAGCCCGAGCAAGUCAAAAGACGCAAGCUCAUGAGUUUUCGAUCGCAAGCAGUCAAAACGAUGACAGAGCCCGAAUUUCUCAGGCUUCUACAGCGACUUAAUCGAAAUAAAGAUUACGUAGGAGUCUUUCAGGCGUGUCGCGCGUUUCAGCGGUACGCAAAGGGGCUCUCCCCACAGGUGUAUCGGGAGAUUCUCGCGACACUCCCGUACAUCUCGCGCAGUCCACAUCCCGAAUAUGCUACUUUGAUGAGGGAACGGCUUCUAGAAUUCGCCUAUAAUAUUGUCAUUGAGCUCGCCAUAGCUGCACCGCAGCACAUCACCAACGACCUCUUCCUUCCGCUUCUCAAGGUCCUCGACAGCAGGACUUGCAACUGGGCCAGCAUCCAGAACUUUGACUCAUUUCUAGAGCAGCUUGAUCGCAUCAUCCACAACUCUCAUGUCCAGCCCAUAGGACUAGACUUCUACGUGCUUCUGAAGAACGCGCACCUCUUGUUCUUUAAAGCUUCUAGGCAGUACGAACAAGCGGUGGACUACUUGUUCCAGGAGCUAGUGGACGGUCAGGCCCCCUUGGUGCUUCUCCCGUCAACAAUAGUGGACCUUAUACAAGCGUCUAUCGGUAAGAAGGAUUAUUCUCGUUCUGUGAGACUCUUUGAGCUAGCUCAAGGCUCUGGAGUCACCGUUCCAGACAGAGUCUGGCACGACAGCUUCAGUGCUGGGUUGGAUAAUCUCAGCUUUGUUAUCGUCAAAUACAUCUACGACUGUCAGAUCAAGAAUUCCACCGGGGGUGUCUUUUCGGGGGUUCUCAGCGUCCUGGCCUACGGCCGAAUGUUAGAGCUAUUCAGCAAGAACCAAGAGGUGGAUGCCACCAUCGACUUAGUGGAGCACAUCACCACCUCCCACCGACGUGACUAUGAAACAGACGAAGAUGUGUUUCUCUCGCGCGCCAAUGCCCGCUAUAUCAUUGAUAGCUACUGCCAUCGGAAUUUCAGGCUCUCCGAGAUCUGGACCAUCGUAGAGGCGUUCCUCCUUCAAGACAGUGCGUACACUCACAACGAACUCACCAUAGAUGACUUGGACACCGUUGUGAGGAGCUUCCGUUUGUACGACUAUCAGAACAGACACCGCGAGUUGUACAGCUUACAGAUGAUUGACGGCAUGAUCGAAGAAACGUUCCAUUCCAUCCGCCUGGAGAAGAGUAUGCGCUUGUUUGUGCAGGUAGUGCUCCGGAUUCUCCAUCAGUCGGUCAACUUAUCGGGUUUUAUCUACGGUUUUGCCAAGCUCCAGUCGUUGCUCCUGAACCCUGACGCAAAGGCGUCCAUGGACAUUUUGUACCACCCAGAUAACUUACGAGUGUUGUUCCACAAAAUAGGCAUGAGCAAUGCCUCUAAACUUUCAGGGUACUACUUGUUUAAGCUUUGCUUGAAAAAUGGCAUUGUCGUUUCCCCUGAAAUGUACCAGGGCUUGUUACGGUCACAGAUGGUAGGUAAACCUAACUGGCGGUUUAUCUUCAUGUACCUUUAUGAGUACUUGAAAGCCUUCGGAACGCCCUUGUCCCAUGAGAUGUUUAGCACCAUGGAAACAUUGAUUAAGGUCACAAACAACCAGAGCUUAGCUCAGUUACUUGAAGAUUUAAGCAAGUCUACCAUUCUCCAAGAAAGCCCCGUGGUUUUGAAGACCGCCUUUAUGAAUAUUAACCAAUAUUACACUCGCGACUCCACGUUGGUCACCAAGGAUAUUGACCUGGUGGAUUUUAUGAACAUCGUAAACUCCUCCGAAAGGGUGACAGAGUCAGCUUUCCUCAACGAUUUCAUUCCAGCGCAGUACCGCGGGAAGGUUGAGUUCCCGGUGAAAACUGUCUUUGGGAAACUCUACCAUUAUGUAUAUAGAUUCAAAUGAGAUGAUAAAGGAUAAGUGUAUCGAAAUCACAGGUUAGACGGGUUGAUUUUUUGUAGAAGCACAAAGUUGGGAUACACGAUUUGACAUUUAAACUAACAGCCGAAUGGUUAAAAAUGAUGACCACGAGAUAGCGC
Babjeviella inositovora NRRL Y-12698 is the source of this 2325-nucleotide messenger RNA. RefSeq lists its product as uncharacterized. Gene Ontology annotation, cellular component: ribonucleoprotein complex. The transcript is spliced from 2 exons. Gene Ontology annotation, biological process: Group I intron splicing. The coding region runs from base 44 to 2191 and encodes 715 amino acids. Lineage: Eukaryota; Fungi; Ascomycota; Pichiomycetes; Serinales. The record is from RefSeq and is a predicted model, not a curated record.